Messenger RNA from Coprinopsis cinerea okayama7#130, 834 nucleotides. RefSeq lists its product as hypothetical. The transcript has 2 exons. The record is from RefSeq and is a predicted model, not a curated record. The coding region runs from base 1 to 834 and encodes 277 amino acids. NCBI's taxonomy places the organism in Eukaryota, Fungi, Basidiomycota, Agaricomycetes, Agaricales, Psathyrellaceae.
AUGGUGUGGGUUGAUAUUGCGGAGGAACUGCAACGUUCACUGAGACUCUACACGCAAAUGGCAUCGCUACAAACGUGGUCGUCGUCCAGCCACUUUCGACACCCAUGGUUCGACACGACUGUUUCGAAACGCAAGCAACCCAGUCCACCACUACCCGAUGAUAUGGACGACAACAACGACGGCGACUUCAAUUCUAACGAUGUUCGCGCGCCUCCAACUAAACGGCGGAGGUAUACCACACUCGAGAAUGGAUUCGCGCACCUAAGCUUGGAUCCUUCUCAUACCUUGUCUGACGCGAAUUCAACAAGAAAACAGUGGGGUGUGAAUGCACCACUUGUGGAAGAGGUACUAACCUCUUCAUCGUCAUACCCAUUUAGCCGACCUUCCGAACAGUUCGAACCUCCUUCAGAUGUCCCUCUUCAAAAUGUGACACUACCAGACUCCAUCGAAGAAGAGGAGGCAUCAGCGCCUGAGGUACAGAUGAAGGUGUCGACGUGGUACGAGCCCGAGCCAAACAGAAUCGUUAUAACCGAUCUCGAUGGCUUUGCAGACUCGGACGAAGAGACGGCACCAGCAAGCAGCGCAGAUAGAGUGAAAGGCUUUGAAGUGCAUCCCGCCUUUCUCGAACAGAUUCGGUCGGGGCAGCAGCGCAAGAUGGACCACGUACCGUCUCCCAGCCCCACUACGAGCCAAGCGCUCGUUCUGUUCCGCCCACCACCGCCUCUACUACGUCCAGCAUCCCCAGACCAAGUCUCGAGCCCACCAUCCGAAACUAGCAAGAACACGCAGCAAGUUGUUGAAGACGAGUAUGCGAUGGAUUUGGACACUGACUGA